GCGCGCGGCGGCAACAUCGAGUCAGUGUUGUGUGUGUGUGCGCGGCAUGUGUUGAUGUGUGGUGAUCAUGGUAUACACCAGGCCGGGAACUGGAAGCUUCCCACCGGCCUGACGGUCGUACUGGAUGCGUCUCACUCUGUACACGUUACCAAAGCUAGCCGUCUCUGCGAAGUUACUGUGCCUCCUGAUGGUAGUGAUCUGUGGCGCUGUCCCCUCUAUGGUCCGAUCCGUGCGGCUUUACAACGACUGCAGCAGCAGCCAAGUUCGAGUCGACAUGAAAGGUCGUGUCCUCGCAGACGAUGUUGACAUCCCCGACAGAUUCCGAAACUUGACAAUACGGUCUCUAGACUUCAGCGUCAAGUUGACCAUCUUCGCGGAGGAAUCUAAACGGUUUCUCUGCUUCAACCACAAGUGGAAGCUCGUGGGCUCGAAGAGGUUCCGGGGGUCGAUGUGUCAGUUCUACGAGAUCAUGGUCCAGACGGGAUACAACAGGUUCAGGUCGGUGGUGGACGAGACCCGGUACAUCGGCUUCAACAGGAAGGGGAAGCCACUGCGGGGGACGUCCACGCCUCACAACCCAAAGUGUCUCAACUUUAUCAAACUAGACCAGAAGUUCAACAUCGAGAACCACAACAAGAUCCUAGCGGGGGGCGGCGGAGGGGGCGGCGGCGCGUACAACGACUCAGCAGACUCGGUGCUGAGGAAGUCGCCGUUCAGCAAACUGUGGAGGACGACGACGCCGCGAAUACGACACAACAACCACCACCGGAAGUUCCCUUAGACACUGUGGCUCGGCCACCUAGCCGUGUAUUUACUGUACAUACAGCAUACAGCGGGCACAGACUGUAGAUCUGACGUGGCAUGAAUGUGCUUUAUAUAUGUUACUGUAGGACAAUAACGUGAAGCAAUGAUCAAUGAUCACAUCACACCAAUAUCGACAAUAACUGUAUCGUUACGUUCAACCAUUCCGACCGAGCUCUCAGUCUUAGCGUUUAUACUUAUAUGAAAACUUAUAUGAUUUCCAAAAUUAUACUAAUUGAAUUAAAUCUAUCUAAAAUAUUUGCGGCAAGCAACACAACUGUCUACAAUAAUUGUGUGUUGCAAAUAACCAAACUCAUUAUUGAUUAAAUCAAUCAAUUUUUUUCUGAACCAUUUGAUUCUACUUCAGAUAAUGCGGUAAAAAUCGUUAGUUUCGUUUUAAAGAAACAAUAAUUUGUUCGAGUACUUGUUACUUUUAAUCGAAUUGCCUACAAAUAUUUAUUAUUAUUAUUAGUACAGGAUUGGCGAGUAUUUAAAAUGGUCGGUACAGUUUGUUUGGCUUAAUACAAAUCACUGAUCACUCGGAUUAAGAUAGUUUUAGUUGUUACGUCUCUGUAUAUUUUGUAUAUUUUAUUCUAGUGCUGCACAUCUGAGAUAAUUUGUAUUUUAACAACGCAUCACCUUUGUAGUAAAGUAAGGCAAGGUAAAUGACACACAAGACUGAUAAGUUUCGGAGCCGAGAGUCCAUUGUCACUUAGCUUACUGUCUGAACAUUCCUUUAGUUAAAGUCAUUUUGCCUUUCUUCGGCUAUGUACAGUUUAUUAUGUUUAGGGCAUUAGCUACUACCCGCUCUCACUGCUUCUAGUAUUUAUAUGGUAUGGAUGUAUAUAAGAUGUAUAAUACCAGGAAUAAACAGAUUAUAUAAGCACAAACCAGCUUAACAAAGUUCCUUAAUACAGUAAUAAUCAAACUGUUCAGAAUGUAGUUAGUUUUCGUGAAGAGGUAUUCUACAACCUUAAUAUUGUUCAAAAAAUAAAACUCAUAAACUGAAAGUAUAUUUAAUACUUAGAAGAAUUAGUUUAAUUUUAAUGAGUAACUUUA
Molecule: messenger RNA, 1860 nt
Organism: Macrosteles quadrilineatus (aster leafhopper)
Lineage: Eukaryota; Metazoa; Arthropoda; Insecta; Hemiptera; Cicadellidae
Product: fibroblast growth factor 17
Exons: 5
Coding region: 125-781 (218 amino acids)
Biological process (GO): cell differentiation; positive regulation of gene expression; regulation of cell migration
Cellular component (GO): cytoplasm
Molecular function (GO): type 1 fibroblast growth factor receptor binding; type 2 fibroblast growth factor receptor binding; growth factor activity
Source: RefSeq, a predicted model, not a curated record